UCAUAUUUCCGAUCCAAAAAGAAGAAAAGAAAGUCGCUUGACUACCGAGUCAAGCUACACCCCACUCAAAGGCUGAGUCCGAGGCAAGAGUCAUCAUCCAUAGCGGAUCCUAAACAAUGCAACAAGGCAGCAAGGAGCAGGAAUUGAACAGUGCAAGAGCUUCGAUUGAGAUAUUGAACUCAAAUUUAGAUCAACAGAACCAAAGAAAGGUUAGCCUUCUCAAUGAAUUACAAAAUUUACAAGAGAGGAUUAGAAAGCAAGGUGCUGAUGCCAAAGUGCUGAAAUUUGUAUCCGUUUUGGAGACAUUGAAGACACUGGAAAGACAAGAAUCCCAAAUUAGGUCUGAUUUUGAUGCAAAACGUUCUUCAUUGGAAGCUGAGGUUAGUGAUUUGGAGGAAAUGAUAGCAACAGGGUCUGAUGGCGAGAAGCUCUCUCAUGGUUUAGAUGAUUCUUUAAAUGAAUCAUUGCGCAAGCUUAAUUCCGCGAAGAAGGAACUUGCAGCUAGACUAAGGGCAAUAGUAUCGGUAAAGCGGGAGCUGGAUGAUAUGCCCUCCCAAUCAGAACUAAUCCAGUAUGAACGCCGGUUUUCAGAGCUGAAUGCUCAUAUUCAGGAAAAACUUCAACAGACUCGAAAAUUCUAUGCUACCUAUAAUGCUCUUUUGGAGAUUAAAGAGUUGAUGCUAAAGGAAACUUCUUUGCUGAAUUCCAUAAGCUCACAGUUUCAGGAUGCCAUUGCUAGCCCUGCUGGUCGCAUGAAAUUACUUGAGUCCAUGGAGGGAAUUGUAAAGGGCAGCCAACAGAAGCUAGAAAAGUUGCAACUUGGGCUUCAAGAAGAGCAGAAGGUUUGUGAUUCUCUGAAAGAGAGGUAUGGUGCUGAAGUAGCGGAGCAAAGACGCUGCUAUUCUCUUAAAAACUAUUCACGUAGGCAAUGUCAAUUAGAUUGUCAGUAAUUUGAUGUUGUAGUAUUGUGGUUUUAAUAGUUAUGAAAAAUUUUUUACUCAUUCCAGAGAAUAAAUGUGUUUGAUUGUUUCUGGAGUA
Molecule: messenger RNA, 1038 nt
Organism: Theobroma umbraticum
Lineage: Eukaryota; Viridiplantae; Streptophyta; Magnoliopsida; Malvales; Malvaceae
Product: paramyosin-like protein
Biological process (GO): Golgi to plasma membrane transport
Source: RefSeq, a predicted model, not a curated record